CUUGGCUGCAUGACAUGCAAAUGAGACAGCACUAUGUCCAGAGGCACAGCUCUGGGUCAGAGGCUGUAUCAAGCUGCUGGCAAAGAACUUCUGUGAAGGGAUCAGGGCCUGACAACAGAACGAAGAUGCUGUGAUGAAGGUCUUUUACUAGAUGUAUGACCUCAGGAAGACACUUAAUUUUUCAAGCUUCAGUGACUUCAUGCGUAAAAUGAAAAUAAUAAUAGUCCGCACCAAAUUAUGUCACUAUGAGUGUAAAAUGAGAUAGUCCUUGGAAAGUGGUGAGCACAGUGCCCGGUACACUGGAAGUUUACGGUUAUGGUUCAAUUCAAUGUAACACAGCAGAAUUUGCUGAACAACUACAAUAUGCUGGAGACCCUGGCACCGGAUCCGUCUUGCAAAAACUGGCUGACAGCAGAGGCUGCCCUGAAGAAGUACUACCUUUCUAUUUUUUACGGGAUGGAGUUCAUUGUGGGAGUCCUUGGGAAUAGUAUGGUUGUUUUUGGCUACCUCUUCUGUCUGAAGAACUGGAAUAGCAGUAACAUCUAUCUUUUUAACCUCUCUAUCUCUGACUUGGCUUUUUUGUGCACACUUCCCGUGCUGAUAAGAAGUUAUGCCCACGGAAAAUGGACACACGGGGAGAUGCUCUGCACCACCAACCGAUACAUGCUUCACGCCAACCUCUACACCAGCAUUCUUUUCCUCACUUUUAUCAGCAUCGAUCGCUACCUGCUUAUGAAGUAUCCUUUCCGAGAACACGUUUUGCAAAAGAAAGAGUUUGCUGUUUUAAUCUCUUUGGCCAUCUGGGUUUUAGUAACCUUAGAGCUACUGCCCAUGCUUCUUUUUAUAAAUUUUUUUACAGGGAAUAAUGGCACCCAAUGCAGUGAUUAUGCAAGUUCUGGUAACCCCAUGUACACCUUCAUUUAUAGCAUGUGUCUAACCUUCUUGGGAUUCCUUGUUCCUCUUUUUGUGAUGUGCUUCUUUUAUUUCAAGAUUGCUCUCUUCCUAAAGCAGAGGAUCAGACAGCUGGCUACCACUUUGCCCCUUGAAAAGCCUCUUACCUUAGUCAUACUGGCGGUUGUGAUCUUCUCUGUGCUCUUCACUCCCUACCACGUCAUGCGGAAUGUGAGGAUCGCUUCACGCCUGCAGACCUGGGAGCAGCCCCCAUGCACUCGGGUCAUCAUCAGCUCCAUCUACAUUGUGACUCGGCCGUUGGCCUUUCUGAACAGUGUCAUCAAUCCUGUCUUCUAUUUCCUUAUGGGAGAUCACUUCAGGGAGAUGUUGGUGAAUAAACUGAGGCACCACUUCAAGUCCCUUACAACUUUUAGAAGAUAAGCUAAUGGACUGAUUAUGUUUGCACUCAGGGAAAAGUGAGAUCUAGGAGAAACAGAUUGUUUUACACAUGCAGUUGUAGGCCAGUUAGAGUUUGACAAACUCAUCGACAUAAAUCCAAGAGGAUCACUGAUCUGACCCUUUUUUAAAGACAUGGUGUACUCAGAAUACAUGGAAAAAAGGAUGACAAGAAUUUAUUGGUUUAUUCACCGAAGAAUUGGAAGAAGUUGGACUAACACAAAUGUUUGGACAUGUAAUUCUGAAAUCUUAGGUGUUACCAAAGUUUCUCAGUCGGUGCAAGAGAAAUAGAAGAUAGAUAAAAGAAACAAGUUUCUCUGCAUUUAAUCAUUGAUCAGACUGUAAAAAUAAAUUGUUUUCAUGAUA
Messenger RNA from Rhinolophus ferrumequinum (greater horseshoe bat), 1713 nucleotides. RefSeq names its product succinate receptor 1 (gene SUCNR1). Gene Ontology annotation, cellular component: plasma membrane. Gene Ontology annotation, biological process: G protein-coupled receptor signaling pathway. The coding region runs from base 316 to 1332 and encodes 338 amino acids. Lineage: Eukaryota; Metazoa; Chordata; Mammalia; Chiroptera; Rhinolophidae. The transcript is spliced from 4 exons. Gene Ontology annotation, molecular function: G protein-coupled receptor activity. The record is from RefSeq and is a predicted model, not a curated record.